UUUUUUUACCUUUGGUUCAGCUCUUUUACCUCCAAAAUGGAAACACACCGCCUUGUACCUUGUACUUUUUGGCCAGACAGAUUUGAUCACCUUGAGUACGUCUCUUAAGUCAGUUGAGAUCAAGAUCUGAACGAAUGAACACUGGCAAUCAAGAAUUAUGCUUAAAACCGAAGGUCGAAAUCGCUCAUUGUCUUUUACCUACACGGGUACCAGCACUCAUAUGGGGAGCAAAAUCCUACGCCAACCCGAUGCUGAGCAUCUCAUUCAGUCCUUUCCCAUCAAGGAGUUCAAAGAAGAAAAUGAAGACAUCGAUGAUUUCGCUCUUCCGCGGUUGCCUUCACCAACGAAGCCGAAGGAAGCCGAAAGGAUCCGGAUUUUGGAACGAAUCACCUCCAAAUUCCAUUUGACGGACGCCCAUUUGAGGCACAUUGAGAAACGAAUGUUGGACGAGGUUAAUCGAGGAUUGGGCAAGGCCACCAAUCGUUCAGCCAACGUCAAAAGCUUCGUAACCUAUGUGCACGAGAUUCCAUCUGGGCGAGAGAGUGGUCAAUAUCUCGCCUUGGAUCUUGGUGGAACAAACUUUCGAGUCAUCUUGGUUGAACUUGAAGCCGGUUCCAGAUCAGUGAAAAUGAAGGCUUGCAAACAUGAGGUGAGCCAGAAACUGAUGCUGGGACCGGGAGAGGACCUGUUUGACUUCAUGACAGAUUGUUUAGUUGAGUUCAUGAAAGACCACGACCUUCACGGACAAAAGUUCCAUCUUGGGUUCACCUUCAGUUUUCCAACUCGACAAAUACAACUUGACCGGGCUGAAUUGACAAAUUGGACCAAAGGAUACAAUAACGCCGGAGUCGAGGGUGAAGAUGUGGUGACACUUCUAAAGCGAUCCAUCAAGAAACGACCCGAAUUGAAUAUUCAGGUCGAAGCUAUUCUGAACGAUACGACGGGAUGCCUUCUAGCUUGUGCUUAUAAGCGACCCGAGUGUGCCAUUGGGAUCAUUUUGGGAACAGGGACCAAUGCGUCAUAUGUCGAGGAUAUGAGCCAUGUGGAGAAAUAUGAAGGUCCCCGACCUCGUGGUUGUCAAUCUGUCGUCAUCAACACUGAGUGGGGAGCUUUUGGCAACACCGGUUCUCUGGACAUUAUCCGGACUCAAUUUGAUCAUGACUUGGAUUCAAAUUCCUUGAACCCCGGCAAACAGGUUUAUGAGAAGCUCAUCAGUGGAAUGUACCUGGGUGAACUCGCACGGUACAUCCUAGUUCAUGCUAUUCAGCUUGGUGUACUUUUCGGUGGAAAAGAGCAACCAAAGCUCAGCCAGCCAGGUGGCUUUCCUACCAAAUACAUUUCCGAGAUUGAGGCUGACAUUACCCGGAGCACUUUUACAAACAUCAAACAAGUCAUGUGGGAGCUGCAAAUUACCUUGGCCACUGAUUUUGAUCUGCAAGUAAUUCGCUACAUUUGUGAAUGUGUCAGCACGAGAGCUGCCUAUCUAGCCGGAGCCGGUGUGGCCAGCCUUAUCAAUAAAGUAGCGCGACGCAGGGUGACCGUGGGCAUGGAUGGGUCUCUGUACAAGUUUCACCCUCAUUUGGAUCGGCGCAUGAGAUUAGCCACAAGACGCCUGGUGUCGGAUUGCAUUCAAUUUGAAAUGGUUUUGUCAGAGGAUGGAAGCGGCCGAGGGGCUGCUUUGGCUGCGGCAGUGGCGGAAAAGCAACGCAAUAAAUAUCAGGAGUAACAUUAUUUUUCAAAACAGUGGCUGCAACUGCAAUGUGAGAUCAACGUGUUGCGUAUGAUACAAGAUAUUUAGGUCUGAUUAUGUCACAUGUGUAGGACUUUUGAUAUAUCGACAUUUGUACGUAUCCACCCAGGAUUUUUAGUCCGAUUCCUUUCUCUUUUUCAUGCUCGUACACAUACGCAUGCGUGUCCUUGGAAUGUCUUUUCGAGACUCGUCAAUAUAACCAGCGUUGUAAUGUU
Molecule: messenger RNA, 1965 nt
Organism: Tigriopus californicus
Lineage: Eukaryota; Metazoa; Arthropoda; Copepoda; Harpacticoida; Harpacticidae
Product: hexokinase-like
Exons: 2
Coding region: 158-1726 (522 amino acids)
Biological process (GO): intracellular glucose homeostasis; glycolytic process; glucose 6-phosphate metabolic process
Cellular component (GO): mitochondrion; cytosol
Molecular function (GO): ATP binding; glucokinase activity; mannokinase activity
Source: RefSeq, a predicted model, not a curated record